Messenger RNA from Marasmius oreades (fairy-ring Marasmius), 813 nucleotides. RefSeq lists its product as uncharacterized. Bases 195 to 677 code for a protein of 160 amino acids. The transcript is spliced from 2 exons. The record is from RefSeq and is a predicted model, not a curated record. Lineage: Eukaryota; Fungi; Basidiomycota; Agaricomycetes; Agaricales; Marasmiaceae.
UCCGCAUCGAGGAUCACAAUAAGAGCACAAUAAGAGAAUACCCAAUGAUUCAGAUUAUAAAAAGUACAGUUCCUCCCUCCGCAUGCCUCUCAUUAGUGCCCAUUGAUCAACCUCUUUCUCCAGGAUCAUCCUCCUCGAGACCUUUUUUCUACCAUCGGGCGGUCACCAAACGCAUAAAACCCUAAUUCCACACGAUGUUCACACAUCUACAACCCCAGUCCCAACAGACUGAAACGACCACUCGCGGACCAUCCCAACUAGCUAGAUGGGACAGCACCACCACCACCGUUGGAUCAUCAUGUGCCGUUCAGUCCGCAGACCUGAAAUCACCAACUACCGCUUCGGUAUCGGACGCGCAGUCGUCGACAUCCGAAGAAGAACCUGAGAUAUACGCCAAGUUGUUGUUCAGAUAUGGAUUUUUCUUCCCUCUUUUCUGGCUUUUCGGUGCCCUUAUCCUCCGGGAUCCACAACACCUAGAAGACGUUUCCGAAAUUGAUAUAGAGACCGGGAAGCGGAAACAAUGGACGAAGCGUGACUUUGAGAGUUUUGAGAGGACGAAGGGCGAGGAGAGGAAAUACGCGAGGAGGUGUCUUUUCGCACUUGUUGCUUUUGGAGUGGUGGUUCUGAUUGGGCUGGGAGUUGGACUGGGAGUGGGGUUGACUGUUGGGCAGAGGUGAUAAGUUUGGGACAUCCUUCGAGCUUGCUCGCUAUGUACUUUUUUCUUUCCUUCUUGUUAUACCCUCGAUGUACCAUCUACGAACAUUCUGUAGCAUAUAAUCGGUAGCGAAACGUCCAGAGUAAUGUUGCCGUUAG